CACAACACAACUUCUAUCCUUCAACCAAUUAAUAAUAAUUUCAAAUCUCUCUCUUUCUCUCUUAGAAUAAAAGAAAACUCACUAAAAAUAUGAAAGAACCAUCUAAAUUCCAUCUCUCAUCUCUCUUCUUUCUUCUCUUUGUACUCACAUCUUCCUCCACCGUCAGCUGCGGCGCUACUCCCCGGAAACUUCUCAAUUUCCCUGACAUGUCUUGGGGUUCACCCAGUGGAGGAGGUGGUGGUGGGAAUGGGAACCCCACUGGGGCCUAUGGCUCCGGCCAUGGUCCUAAUUGGGACUACAAUUGGGGUUGGGGUUCAAGCCCUGGGAGCGGUUGGGGUUUCGGUUCCGGUUCGGGCCGCUCUCCAACCGGGUUUGGAAAAGGUUAUGGAUAUGGAUUUGGGUCGGGAUCUGGGUCCGGGUCGGGAUAUGGGUAUGGAAGUGGGAGUGGUGGUGCUCAUGGUGGUGGAUAUGGGUCUGGAAGUGGCUACGGUAACUCCGGCGGUGGCGGUAGUGGUGGCGGAUACGGCGGUCCGAGUGGUGAUGAGUAUCGAUCGCCAAUGACUACAAGGGACAAGAACAGGCAAGGGUAGAAAAAAUGUAUGUGAAUGAAUAUAUGUUAUAAAGUGUAGUGAUAUAUGGUGAUAAAAAGGUGAGAAUAUAUAUGGUUAGCCCUAGCAAGCUAGCUCGCUUUUAAUUAUAAUAUAUAUGGUUUGUAAGCUUUGUUUAAAGUUUUCCCAUAUAUAUGAGACUCAGCCUUAUAAUCAUAUAUUAUAGUGUGUAGUAUUAUAUAACUUUAUAAUGAGACUAAAAUAUAUUUUCCAAUUUUC
This is a messenger RNA of Cucumis sativus (cucumber), 827 nucleotides long. RefSeq names its product glycine-rich cell wall structural protein 2. Bases 90 to 590 code for a protein of 166 amino acids. The record is from RefSeq and is a predicted model, not a curated record. NCBI's taxonomy places the organism in Eukaryota, Viridiplantae, Streptophyta, Magnoliopsida, Cucurbitales, Cucurbitaceae. The transcript has a single exon.